AUGAAUAAUAGUUCUUCAGAGCUUGUAAACACAACAAGUAUCUUACCGAAUCUAACAAUCAGUGAAAAAUACUUAUUUGCUACUUCUGCAUAUGCUCAAAUAAUUGCUUGUUUAUGUGCACUGUUGUCAUCCGUGAUUACAUUUCAUCAAAUGUACUUUCACCUCAAAAAUUACACCUGUGUUUCUGAACAACGAUAUAUUAUACGAGUGUUGAUUUUAGUGCCCGCCUAUGCCAUCUAUUCAUUUCUAAGCGUUUUGCUUGCUAUAUAUGCGAUGGUGGACAGUAUAUACAUCGACUUUAUACACGACAUUGCAGAAGCAUUUGCGAUUUACAGUUUUUUAGCUUUGUGUUAUCAGUAUCUUGGAGGGGAAGGUAAUAUUAUGUUAGAGCUUACUGGAAAAACGAUCAAUUUCAGUUUACUUUAUAGUACAUGCUGCUUCGCUGGAAAACCAUACACUAUAUUGUUUCUACGGUUUUGCAAAAUAGCUACUCUUCAGUAUACUUUGAUCAAACCAAUUACUUCAUUCACGUCUAUGAUACUAAUGGCUACAAAGAAGUAUAUCGUUGGUGACUUUGGUCCUACAUCAGGCUAUCUGUAUUUAUUCCUGAUUAACAAUGCCACUGUAACUCUUGCUGUUUAUGGUUUAUUGUUGUUUUAUUUUGCAACUCGGGAGCAAUUGAAACCAUUCUCACCAUUGCUCAAAUUCGCUACCAUUAAAUCGAUCAUCUUUUUUAGUUUUUGGCAAGAUGUAUUAUUCAGUAUUCUAGAAUGGAGUCAUGUUAUAAACAUGACAAGUGGAUAUUCAGCAACGUUAAUUGCUGGUAUCUACAAAAAUUUAUUAAUAUGCAUUGAACUGGUUAUUGUUGCAAUUGCACUACGUUAUUCAUUUCCCUAUAGCAUUUAUGUGUUACACCAUCCACCUCGCCUUGUUUUUGACUUACCUUCAAACGAUUCUUUCUGGUCUAAUGAUGAAUUUCUGUUUGCUACAAAACCGUCUGUGGGUUUUAAAUCAUCGAAAGACUCAACGGUAUUUAAUUCAGUCAAAGACAAUUCAUCACAUUUCACACCGGCAACAUUUGUCAGUUAUGCACCAUCAACAAUAUGUGCUGAACCAUUACCAUGGGAUAUUGUUGAUCCACAAGUGAACAAUGGUGGGUUUGAAAAAACAUGGAAUACGAAGAAUUCAAGUGUAAUUCCAAGUAUAUCUGCAAGUAUCAAGGCAACUAUUGAUCCUACAGAUAUACUUGUUGAUGCAGUUCACAAUUUUCAUCCUACUUAUCGUCAUUAUACUCAGACUCAAAUGGAUGAAGAUAGUUAA
This is a messenger RNA of Schistosoma guineensis, 1320 nucleotides long. Lineage: Eukaryota; Metazoa; Platyhelminthes; Trematoda; Strigeidida; Schistosomatidae. The record is from the annotation of a GenBank genome assembly.